GAUGAUGAAGCAGCAGUGAGUCCAGUGGCCCUGAUGAACAUCCGGGUUUCCCGUUGGCACCGCUGCUGUGGCUCCUAGGAGCCAUCUUGGACGCCGUUCAGCUUUUCGCAUGUCAGUCCCUCCUGCCCCCUCCAACUGCCCCGGCCGAGGGGAGAAACCCACACGGACACACACAAGGGGGCUUCGCUUCUGCUCCAAGCGUCCAAACUCACGCUCGCACCGAGAGCUCGUCCAUGCUGCUGCUGCCCGGUCAGAAUGAAAUGCUGGAUGUUUGCGGCGGCAGGGACUUUCUUUCCGACCGGCGCGCGUCUGAGGGAUACAUUGUUGUUGUGAAGAGCUCGUGUUGUUACUGUAGCGGUGAAGAAUUGCGCGCAGGCCCGCGGCGGCUCCUUCGCGUUCAUGUGUUUCAUUUCAUUCUUAAAUGCUUUCACGGCAUAAAGGACGACGUUUAUCGCCAGGAUCCUCGAAGGAAGGAACAUGUUUGUCACCUGGCUGACUUUUGCACUCGUCUGGUGCACAGGAGCCAGUCAGGCGGAGGUGGAGACUAGAGAGUGCGUCUAUUACAAUGAUAAUUGGCGGACGGAGAAAACCAAUCAGAGUGGUUUUGAGAGGUGUGAAGGGGAGAAAGACAAGAGGCUGCACUGUUACGCCUCCUGGUUGAACUCGACCGGAACCAUCCGCCUGGUCAGAAAAGGCUGCUGGCUCGACGACUUCAACUGUUAUGACCGACAGGAGUGUGUGGCUACCGAGGAGAGUCCGCAGGUGUUCUUUUGUUUGUGUGAAGGUAUUUAUUUGAGUGACACACACCUGCCAGAAGCCGUCACUCCUGCAGUAAAGAUCCAGCCUCCUCAGCCGGGGCCGUCUCUGUUGGGUGUGCUGGUUUAUUCUCUUCUUCCUUUCGGCAUUCUCUGUCUGGCCCUGGUGCUGGGCUGCUGGACGUACCACCAACGAAAACCACCCUACAGACACGUCGACAUCGGCCAGGGUGCUGGUCUUCCUCCACCGUCUCCUCUGGUUGGCCUGAAGCCGCUGCAGUUGCUGGAGUUGAAGGCCAGAGGGCGCUUUGGCUGCGUAUGGAAGGCCCAGUUACUGAGUGAAUAUGUGGCGGUGAAAAUAUUUCCCAUUCAGGACAAGCAGUCGUGGCAAAACGAAAGAGACAUUUACCUCACCGAGGGUUUUAAACAUGAGAAUAUUCUGCACUACAUCUCAGCAGAAAAACGUGGCACAAACCUUCAGAUGGAGUUGUGGCUGGUCACAGAAUUCCACGAGAGGGGUUCGCUAACAGAUUACCUGAAGGGGAACCCGUUGAGCUGGCCUCAGUUGUGCCAUAUUUCAGCAAGUAUGUCCCGUGGCCUGGCAUACCUUCAUGAAGACCUUCCUUAUCGAGCAGAGGGACCCAAACCCGCCAUCGCACACAGAGAUUUCAAGAGUAAGAAUGUCCUGCUCAAGAUGGAUUUGACCGCAGUGAUUGCAGACUUUGGGUUGGCUGUCUGCUUUGAGCCUGGGAAACCACCUGGAGAUACACACGGCCAGGUGGGAACUUGGCGUUACAUGGCUCCAGAGGUGCUGGAGGGGGCCAUUAAUUUCCAAAGGGACGCCUUCCUAAGGAUCGACAUGUACGCUCUAGGACUGGUGCUGUGGGAGCUGGUGUCUCGCUGCACCGCCUCCGAUGGUCCUGUAGGUGAGUAUCAGCUGCCCUUUGAGGAGGAGGUGGGCCAACACCCUUCACUGGAAGACCUUCAAGAUGUGGUGGUCCACAAGAAGAUGCGGCCGGUGUUUAAAGACUGUUGGAUCAAACAUCCGGGUUUGGGCCAGUUCUGCGAGACCAUCGAGGAGUGCUGGGACCACGACGCAGAGGCGCGACUGUCAGCGGGCUGCGUGGAGGAGCGCAUCUCCAGCAUCUCGAAGACAACCAACACCAUCAACACAUCUACCUCGGAGUGCCUGGUCUCCAUGAUGACAUCCGACAGCGACACGGACCUUCCUCCCAAAGAGUCCAGCACCUGAACACGCGCCUCCAAACAUCAGGGACUGCGAACCACUGUGUUCAUCGCUCCAGUAAAUGUGAACUUUGCUGCUAAUUUGAUCUCUGGAUCGUCAUGUAUUUCAUUUCUUCUUGCAUCGUUGGAUCGCUUUCACCAGCACAUUCAUCUACUGUACUCUUCCGAGAGGAAGGCACACACAAAAAACCUCAAACGCGAGAAGACCGAAAUCUCGGAGAGCAUUCAGGGGAUAGUUUCAGACUGCUGGGAUAUGAGCACACGUUACCUCAUCGGUUUUAAUGCCAUUUUUAUGUUGUUUUUUUGCCUUCACUCCAUGAAUACCUCCAUCCAAAAUGCUCUACCUUUGGGUUUUAUCAAGACUUCGUGACGAUCUGAUGACUGUUACACAACCUUCCAAGAGCACACAAGGUCCUUUUUGUACUCAGUGAAUUUUAGUGUAGUUUUAAUGUACCCUUUUUCCCUUUGAAAUGUCUUGUGGGAUGUUAUUUUUUGUAUUCCUGGCAGUGACGGCAGUUGUCUGGGACACUGGAAGCUGAAGGCAAUGGGACUGUUAUGAUUUGAGUUGCCUUUGGAGUGUCAGGAUUGGUUUUAAUGUAGCAUCUGCUUAUGUUGAAGUAUCUGAAGUCAGACGUGCCAUCAUCUCCGCUGGUGUGUUUCAGCGUUCGUUGUUUCUGAGUGACAAGAGCUGCAGUUGAAGUAUUAGUUCUGUGGCCGCGUGAAGACCAGCGCCGCGUUACAGGUUUGAUUUCAAUCACGGUUAAUUGUUUCAGUGCAUCAGGAAAGUGUGUGAUAUUUAUCCACUACACUACUCAGGUAAACUCUGUGCAUGUGAUUGUGUGACCGCUCACUCUUACAGCAAUAGUUCUCAGCAGUAUUGUGAAUCUCACAAAGAAAAAUCUGGGUCAUAAGUCAUCUUAAAUUCAAAAUGAAAAAUAUAGAAUUAUACAUUCAUUAAAAUUUUGCUCAGUGAAAGUAAAGCUUAUUUUUAGGGCCAAGAUUUUUUGCAUUGCAGCAUUAUUUCAUAGCUGUAAAGCACAUCUUAGCAUUUCAUUAGUGUAAUGGAAAACAAAUAUUUUAAUGAAAAAUAUCACACAUUGAUUUUUUUUUAUUUAUAUUAGUGUAAGGAAUUUGGUACAAGAAAACUACCCUAAAUAUUUGUACAGAUGUGCUUUACAAAUAAACAGGCGCAUCUCAAUAAA
This is a messenger RNA of Cyprinus carpio (common carp), 3202 nucleotides long. RefSeq names its product activin receptor type-2B-like. The record is from RefSeq and is a predicted model, not a curated record. Gene Ontology annotation, biological process: protein phosphorylation; cellular response to growth factor stimulus; activin receptor signaling pathway. Gene Ontology annotation, cellular component: plasma membrane; activin receptor complex. Gene Ontology annotation, molecular function: activin binding; ATP binding; activin receptor activity. NCBI's taxonomy places the organism in Eukaryota, Metazoa, Chordata, Actinopteri, Cypriniformes, Cyprinidae.